Messenger RNA from Puccinia graminis f. sp. tritici CRL 75-36-700-3, 225 nucleotides. RefSeq lists its product as uncharacterized. NCBI's taxonomy places the organism in Eukaryota, Fungi, Basidiomycota, Pucciniomycetes, Pucciniales, Pucciniaceae. The record is from RefSeq and is a predicted model, not a curated record. Bases 1 to 225 code for a protein of 74 amino acids. The transcript is spliced from 2 exons.
AUGUACCUUUUUCCCGCUAUUACCGCUGAGUAUCGACAAAAGAAGGAAGCAAGGGCUGUUGCCAACGAGCGGUUCAAGCAGCAUGGUGGACAAAAGCCCUCAACCAAAACAAUUCACAAGCGCAACCCAACACCCAACAAAAUCGAGGACGCCUAUCGCUAUGUGAACGACCCUUCUAAGUUCAAGCUAUACGACCACGGCCAUACAUUCACUUUAUCAAUCUGA